This is a messenger RNA of Glossina fuscipes, 789 nucleotides long. RefSeq lists its product as uncharacterized. NCBI's taxonomy places the organism in Eukaryota, Metazoa, Arthropoda, Insecta, Diptera, Glossinidae. The transcript has 2 exons. The record is from RefSeq and is a predicted model, not a curated record. Bases 1 to 789 code for a protein of 262 amino acids.
AUGUCUUGCACAGAAGCCACCUCAACGGGGGAUAAGAUUAAUCGAACGGCAGAGUGCAGCGCAAGCUCGAUAGAAAUGUCAUUAUACUGCCGUGGAAUGCGUGCCGUGCGCAACAUCAUCUACAAUCUUAACAAAACGAACAAACCAAUCGUCAUUGUACGCGGCUUGGAAAUUGUACCAUCGCGUAGCUCUACGGAUGCGACGGACGAUAUAAAUACAAAUUAUGUCAAUGCCGGCAAUGUCGACAAUGGUGUCAACGAUAAAGACGACACACUUGUUGGCCGCUUUUCUGCUUACCUGCGAACGCAUGAGUUGAAUAUCAAAUUUUCGGAACUACUUGCUGACAUUGAAGCAUUCAAUUUCGUGAGAUGGUUUUGCCAGAGAUCACGUGCCAAAUACGAUUCAGUCUCGUCAGCAAGUACCUCAGAAGCCCGGAAAAAGGAUAAAGGACAAGGAGCAAUGAUGAUGAUGGCAGUAAUGUUUUCAAAAAUGAUGGCUGUUAUGGGUAUAGGUGGAGUGGGCGCUUUAGCUAUGAAAGCUUUAGGUGUUGCUAUGACAGCUCUUGUACUGGCCGGCAUAAUCGGCAUGAAGUCGCUAAUGUCCCACGGCCAUGAAUCCAGUCAUAGCGUUCAGUAUUUAACAGCUGACGGUCAUCAUCAUCGACGACGACGACGACGACGCAGUAGCAGCGGUAUUAUCAAUGUUUUAAGUGAAACAUUGCACAACAAAUCGGAUACUGGGAUAUGGAAUUCUCAGCCCCUAGCGUACAGGGGGUGGCCGCAAGAUUAA